AGCUCCAGAGGAGAACAGAAAAUACAACUAUAACUGGAGGACCAACUUUUGGGCUCAGUGGUAUUUCCAGAGUCACUUUCUGCCAGCAGUCUCAGGAUAGAAGUGGAUUUCCUAAAGUAUGAGGACACAGUACAGAGCUCUAUACAGGACAAGUUAUACAGGUACAGCAAUUAUACAACAGAGCUUACUGGGAUUUAUGAGGUAUAAUGGAGAUUAUUAGUCCUUCAGGCAACUUUCUCUCCAGUUUUCUCAUCUUCCUCUUCUUUGAGACAUACACAUUGGCCUCAGAGGAGUUCUCAGUGAUUGGACCUACACAACCCAUUCAGGCCCAGGUAGGGGGAGAAGCAGCCCUGUCAUGCCAUCUUUCUCCCCAAAAGAAUGCUCAGGACAUGAAAGUGAUUUGGUCCCAAUCACUAAAAAUCGUGCAUCAUUAUGAACAUGGGAAGGAUGAGUUUAGAGAUCAAAGCCCUGAUUACCAGGGGAGAACAAAACUGAUGAAAGAUUCCAUCACUAGUGGAAAUGUCAUUCUGAGAAUAUGGAACAUUACAGCCUCAGAUGAAGGAUGGUAUAAAUGUCAUUUUGACAGCGAUUCUCAUCAAGAAGAAGCUAAUGUGAAACUAUGUGUCUCAGGUGAUGGAGCUGAGCAACAGAGCCUACCUUGGUUGAGUAUUUUCACUGGGAUAAUUAUUACAAACUGGAUACUGUCAUUUGUCUUUUCUGCAGUUUACUUCCUUCGAUACAAAGAACAUGGUCUCCAGAAACUUCCCUGGCCAUGGGAGAUAAAUGGAAUCCUGGCUGUGAUAUCAGCAUUUGAAAUUGGUCUUGCAAUUUGUUAUCUGUGGGUGUUUCAAAGAUUUGAAGGAUGUGUUUACAGAGAGAAGUCGGACUGGAUGGAAUCGCUCAUUUGGAUCAUCUUCCUAGUCUAUGUUGUGUUCUCUGCUGCUGAACUUGGGAUUGGACUUCUAUUAUUUACCUGCCUGUUUCUGCUAUGUAUAACCACUUCCUUCCACUUCUGGGUCACUAAAAAGAUUGAUGAGACAUCCGAAGCAGAAUCAUAAAUGUGCUGACUUUACCACUGAAUUUUGAUGGGAACUCAAACUACUUUCUCCUUAUUAUCCCUCUGCUAUUUGGUCACAUAAGGAUUCCUUGAGUUACAAAAAAGAUUCUUCAUCACUUUUAUCUACAAAUGAGAGACAGCCUGAGAAAGUUGCCUUCUAGUUUGUGUCUCCCCACCUCAAGUCUCUCCCCAUUCAAACUGAGUGGAUGCCCAUCAACUGGAGAAUGGCUGAAUAAAUUGUGGUAUAUGAAUGUUAUGGAAUAUUAUUGUUCUGUAAGAAAUGACCAGCAGUUAACAUGUUUAACAUGUAUUGGUCAACCUGCCAUCUGCGGGAGAGGGUGGGGAGAAGGAAGGGGAAAUUGGAACAAAGGGUUUUGCAGUUGUCAAUACUGAAAAAUUAUCCAUGCAUAUAUCUUGUAAAUAAAAAGCUAUAUUAAAAAAAACA
Molecule: messenger RNA, 1502 nt
Organism: Sarcophilus harrisii (Tasmanian devil)
Lineage: Eukaryota; Metazoa; Chordata; Mammalia; Dasyuromorphia; Dasyuridae
Product: myelin-oligodendrocyte glycoprotein-like
Exons: 7
Coding region: 207-1058 (283 amino acids)
Biological process (GO): regulation of cytokine production; T cell receptor signaling pathway
Cellular component (GO): external side of plasma membrane
Molecular function (GO): signaling receptor binding
Source: RefSeq, a predicted model, not a curated record